GCAUGACAUCAUGCCCAGCUCCAGCCUCCCAGUGAAAACAACGCGUGAAACCUCCACAUCCCACUACAGCGACUCGCCUCCACCACCCGACCGUCUGCAGCGUGACAGCACGCCGCCCCGUCCCCGAGACUCACACCGGGAGAGGGGGGCAUCCCUCCGUCCGUCAGUCCGUCGGUGCAUGCGUCUGUCCGGGGGAAUGGCGGAUGGAGAGGCCGCCGUGUCUGUGGUGGAGUGGGACAGCGGUGCGGUGAUGGGGGUCUAACCGAGAAGCGUCCCACCUCUGCGGCUCUAUUUCCUCUGCUCGGCUCGGUAUUCAGCUCCAGACAUGGAUCCUGAGAAUAAGUUGACAUUCUGCCUCGGGCUGAAGGCUGAGGAGAUGACCAUGUCCCUGCAGGGGCUGGACGGAACCGAAGCUGCCACGGUGGCUGUUUCUCAGAAGGAGACCAACACGCGCACAGUGAAUAAGGUGGUGAAGCCACACAGGGGAUCUGGUAGCCGGCCUAUAGUCAGCCCAAAGUACUGUCCCGGAGUCAACAGCAGUCCAGGUUACCUGUGUGAGACGGGACACUGCUGCGGAGAGACAGGCUGCUGUACCUACUAUUAUGAACUCUGGUGGUUCUGGCUCUUGUGGACGUUGCUGAUCCUCUUCAGCUGUUUCUGUGCUUUCCGCCACCGCCGGGCCAAGCUGAGGAUCCAGCAGCAGCAGAGACAGAGAGAGAUCAAUCUGAUCGCCUAUAACGGAGCCUGCAACUACCCUUCCUCAAUGCUGGACCUCAGUUUUCUGGCUUCUUUCAAGUUGCCCUCUUACGAGGAGGUGGCGGCACAGCCCUGCACCCCUCCUCCGCCUUACAGCUCCGUCUUCGCCCUGCAGGGUGGUAGCAUGGGGGGUCCGAGCUCCUCCUUCCCCUAUCACCCCCACCACCGCAACCCCUGCCCUCCCUACCAUGGCCCCGGCCCCAGCGGCAUGACGUCCUCCCAGAGCUCUGACAACUACACCAGCUGCUCCUGCGAGUCGUGCUCCCUCACCUCCCCCUCGAGCACCUCCUUCUCCUUCCAGGUGACAGACGAGACGUACGACAGCAGCCACAUCUCCACGCCCAGCGAAGCCUGGGGCGACUCUGCCAUCGUGCCAAGGGUAGGCGCCACCUUUCCGUCCACUCCUUCCCCGUCACUUCCAUUGCAGCUUCAGCGUGAUGUUAUACCAGCGGCCGCUCCAGACGUCGUACCCGUGCAGAGAUGCUCCUCUAAUGGCCGUGAAGAAAACUCGCGUCCAUCGUUUUCCCUUCCUCUGCUCUCACAUCCUUCACAGCCGUCUCGCCUCCCGCUUUCUCCCCUCACCCUGUUGUCUUCCCUCCCUCCUGGUCAGGUCCAUCCUCUCAUCCUCUCAGACCCACUUGGAAUCAUGGCUGUCCAGAGAGGGAAAGAAGAAGAUGCUUCACCUCACGGUCCGACCCCCAGGCCCACGCUGUCUCCCCCCAAACAGGUGCUCAUCUCCUCACAUGUGGCCACGUUCACACGUAGCAGCAGCAAAGGGGAGAAGAAGCUGGAAGAAGAGGAAGAGGAAGAGGAAGACGAGGAGGAGGAUCACUUCCGGCACAGACGACUGACGGGUGACUCGGGCAUCGAGGUGUGUCGCUGCCGCGUGAAGAGGGAGGAGCAGGAGGAAGAGGAACUGCAGAAGGGGCAUGUGGGUGAAGGAGGGAAAGAGGCUGUGCAGGGGGAGGAGAGGGAGGAUGUGCUUCACGACAGCCUGGACUGUUCCCACCGAGCGAAGGCCGGCGGGCGGUCGCCUCUCUCGGACGACUGCGCCGGGCAGCGCGGCCGCGUCUCCUCCUCCUCCCGUGGCGCCCAGAAGACGGUGGAGGCCUCGUAGGCUGACGGCCAGUGAGUUUGAACCAGUGGAACAAAGUGAGAUGUUUAUGGUGAACGGCUUCAAUACAGAUCAAGACUUGCAGGUGAAAAGUUGAAUCACCUCAGUCUUGCAGGUCUUUGUGGUUUACGAGCCGAGAGACAGGAAGCGGAAUAGAUCCGCCUGUUGUCUCUGUGUUUUAUUUCAAACGAGAACCUGAAAGUCGCAUUUUGUAGUUGGUUGAUUUGGUUCGUGGUUUAGGAGAAAACUUUUUCUUGAGAGUGAUGAAAUGCUAAUGAGUUGUUUCAUUCUCUUUCUCCUUUGUUUCCCCACAUGCUAACCAAAUCAGUUUUCAGAGGUAGCUUAGUGACGACAUCCCUUUACCCUUUACUUAUUGAUCUCUCUGCUUGCUAAAAAAGCAUUUUAGCUGUUGUCAGUGAAAUAGUCAGUGGUUCCCAACCUGGGGGUCGGGGCCCCUCAAAAGAGUCAUGACAGGAUUGACCCAAUAAGAAAAAAGAAGAACGCGUUCGACCAUUCAGAAUUAUGUGCUAAUUUUCCAAUGUUUUCCUGAUUGUAAACAAUCUGAGGAGCGAAAAAUCUAUAUUUGGUUUGAGCUGCUCUCAACUUAUCGACUUAUGCAAUGUAAGAUGGAUCUCAACAAAAUAUUCCUUUGAUUUACGGGGUCGUACAUGUUUGGAACCACUGUCUUCAGCGGUAGAAUAGCAGUAUACCAUGUUCUAUUUGCUAUUUGAUCAGAAUCUGUAACCGUAUUUGUAUAAAUAACAUUCUUAAAGUCUUAAAGUACAUGAAGAUAGUGGAACAGUUUAUUUGGAACAGGGCAGAAGAAAAACAGGCGUUAUAUCUUUUAAUCUAGUGGCUUCUGAUUUUUUUUAAAACUCAAUUAUUGUUCACAAAAACGUUCCAGAUGUUCUAUUUCUUGUCGGUGACUUUUUACUUUCACCAGCCUGUUCCCUCUGUUUAUCAGAGGAAAUAAUGACUGAAGGCAUCUAUUGUGACUGAUACAAGGUGUGUGUGUGUGUGUGUGUGUGUGUGUGUGUGUGUGUGUGUGUGUGUGUGUGUGUGUGUGUGUGUGUGUGUGUGUGUGUGUGUGUGUGUGUGUGUGUGUGUGUGUGUGUGUGUGUGUGUGUGUGUGUGUGUGUGUGUGUGUGUGUGUGUGUGUGUGUGUGUGUGUGUGUGUGUGUGUGUGUGUGUGUUGUCUUCUUUAGUUCCCUUAAGGAAUGAGAGGGUGCAAACAUUGAUUUCAAAAUGUAUGGGUGGCAAAGCUUUACAAUGAUUAUACUUUGAUGUUUCAGACUGUUACAUGAAUGUUCAGCAUAAUUACCAGACUGUUUGACUUUGGACGUGUUCUAACAUGUUCCUGUUUGGCCGUUGCCAUUUCUUUUUGCAGGGCAAUUGGGAACGUUGAGUUUUUGAACUAGGCAGAAACUUUAAGCCUAAUCUCGUCAGUGAUCAUGAAUGUAAAAGGUUAUGUAUUGCAACAACAAAACAAAAAAGAUAUAUAUAUUGGAGAUUUUUACGGAGAUUUUUUAUCGCAUGUUGCUCGACUGAUAGAGUCUGGAAAAGGCAACGCAAAGUGGCAGACGUGGGCUUUGAGGAUCUGAUCUUAAAAUGUGAUGCUGUCUUGGAGAGCGUGUGCCUCCGCCAAAGCUGAUUGGCCACUUUAUCAUCUGAAUGCAUAUUGAGAUCAGAUACAUACACCAUGUAAACAGAAGGUGUCAACCUGUUCAUAGAUGUUAGCACUCUAUGUCAUAUGUCAGAUUUUUUUACAUAUAGAUCUCUAUGAAAAACAAUCCCAAAAAUUUACAAAAAAGAAAAAGAAAUUGCACUUUUAACAGUGUCAAGGAAAGAGGAAUGAAAUCCUUGAUCCACACCAAAAUGAAAUGGUUUCUUCCCUGAUCCAUACCACAUCCUUUCAUGGAAAUUCAUCCUGUGGUUUUUGUGUAAUUCUGUUAAUUAAAAAACAUUCACAGAAGAAAACAUGAUGUCAUUGGCGGAGGUAAAAAAAAAAAAAAAAGUUGUAAAUGCAUGAAAUGAGGGUUUAAAGUCGCAGACAGUUUGCCUCUUUUAUUUUGAAAACUGAUGUGACUAAUCUGAGAUGUUUUUUCUCUAGGCGUGUCCUGGUUUGUAUAUAAAACCACUGGUCGGUUGAUAUUUCAGUCGCACGGCGUGUGUCACUGACGUCUCUGCCUGUUGGCGGAGCGUGAAACCUUUUGAUUGAUGCUCUGUGUAUGUGCCAGGAUGACGUGAGGGCUGGUCUCAGUGCUGCUUAGCAGGAGCAGCACGUGUUCUCUUGUGAUUGAUCCUCAGUACCAAAAUGUCCUGGAGAAGAGAUCGAGUGUCAGGGAGAGGAGGGGACCAUGUCUGUCCUGCUGUGGUUUGUUUUAAGUGUCUCUGUAGCUCAAUGGUUCGAGGCCACUUCGUUGUGUCCUUGGCUCAGUGGGACGACGCCUUGCCUGAAGGUUUUGAGUCAUUUGUAGUUCUGCGGGCGGGAAACGUUUAUUCCUCUCCGCGGUACCUUUUAUUGGUCAAAGACAAAUCAUGUGUGUCCGGGGAGUGGAAGUAGGUUGUGUUGCAGGUUGUGUUGCAGUUUGUCAUCUGGAUCUUCUCUGUUCGAGGCUCUUGUGACUCACAGAGGUGACAAAUCAGAAGAAAAGCCUUUGGGCUGCUGUCCAUUUUUUUAGCUUUAGCUCAAAGAAAGAUCACAAUUUUCACUUUCAUUAGUCUAGAGGUUUUCCAAGAUCCACGUAUAUGGUGCCUGGAUGAAAAUAGACUUUUUGUUCGGCAUACAGUAGUUUUUAAUGCUGCUAUGUGAAUGUUUGUUUUUCUGUAAAUUGUCUGUAGUCGUACAUCCAGCGUUUUUUCUAGCAGUGCUUACGGCAGUCUCUUUAUAAAAUAUACGCAGUACACGUGAGACUUGCAAAAAUAGUAUUUAGCAAUAGUGUUCACACUUUUUUCCUUAUUCUAGUCAAUGCUGGUUGAUAGGAAAUGGACUGUUGUGAAAAAAGACAUUUACCUCUUCAUUAUGAAUCCGUGAGCUGUGCCGGCAGAGGCCCUCGAUUGUACAUAACACAGCGGGGUCUUUUUUUGAAAUGCCUUUGGCUUAAGGUUUCUCCCAAGUGCGAACUCCGAUCUAAGUUUUACCUUCGACCUGGUUUGUGUCUCUCAUUGAUGAUCAUUACGUUUGAGUCACAUAGCCACACAUUUGUCUUUUCCUUUGAUUCCUCAAACUCUCUUCUGCCGUUCUUGAUAAAUAAAACAAAAUAUGAAGCCAUCAUCAUUUUAAACCCAAGUUGUAUUCUUUAUUCCACAUCAAGAGUUUAGCAAGAACUUAAACCCUUGCUUUAUUUGCAUGGCAUUAACUGUAAUUUGUUUUCUAUAUUUGUGAUUAAUUUAUUGUUUAAAAAAAAAAGAAUGCUUUUAUUUGUCACUGACUUAUAUGUUAAAUAAUAAUAAAUGUAGUAUUUCCGUUAGCUGUAACGUUAAGGAGCAAAACGACUGCAUUUUGUAAGAAAGACCCAUUUACAUUUGUUCUGUACAGAUAAUGAUGAAUUAAGGAUGUUAGUGGAGGAAAUGGCUCCAUAAACCCUAAAAUAUUAUUGUAUGCAAAUUAUCAAAAUAGUCUUUGAUUAACUGUAUUAAGUUGUAUCUUUAGCUAAAAGGCUGAAUUAAUGAAGGCAGAAUUAUACAGAAUAAAGUAAAAGUACUGUGAGAUCAUGUAUACUAGAAAAACACAUUGUGAGAAUUACUUGUAUUGGUUUUUGUUGUGUAGCUUGUAGUGCACAACAUUCACUGGCUUUAUGAAUUUGUAUAGUAUCUUUAAAUCUACAUGUUUUUGCCCUACGUGGUAAUGAAACGUUUUUUUAAUUAUCUUGUUGAGGAAACAUCAGAGGUAGGAAAUAAAGUUGUAUACAAAAUCCUAAAAUCUGUUAUUUUGCACUGGACUUUCAUGCAGAGCAGAAUAGAGAAGUUGAUUAUGAUUCUGAAAGUUCCAUUGAACGACCUGCGUUUUACGACGAUCAUUUGAAAAACACAUGUUCUGUGACUUCAAUGCAACACGAGAUUCACAAACCGGAGUCAGUUUUACCCCGACUAUGAUUUCACGUAGAAGCCAAACUGAGUUCAGUGUCUGUGGAGCUGGUUAAGUGUGAACGGAGAAAACGCCCGACCCCCCCCCCCCCCCCCCCCCGUUUCCACAGUGAAGGCCAAGGCCUGAUACUAGACUGUUACCUCGCUGAGUUUUGACUGCAAAGGACUGUUUACUUUUCCUUGUCGAGAUAGUAUCUACUCUAUAUUUGUACUGACGUUAUUUUGUAAUCCAAGAAUUGAUGAACGGAAGAAAUAAAAACAACAACAACACAACGCACAGAGAGGCCACACUCUCGGCUGAACUAGAUUGCAAAGGAACCAACAAAACAUGAAAUACCUGCUGUGGCGGGAAAACUCAAGGCUGUUUGUGACACUUCUCCUUCUUACUCCUGCCGCGACAGGAAGCACAGGAUUUAUAGCCGUAUCUGUACGUGAUCGUGUGUGGAAUAGUUCCCAUUAAUAUUACUACAACAUGUGGUGUUCUUUGAGGGUAUCUUUGUGCAAUUCUACCUGCAGCUCUUCAGUGUGCUACGUGUGGGGGAGUUAUCGCAAGCCGCGUGUUGUCGUGCUGUUGAAUCAUUGUCGCUUAUUAUGAGGCCAAAGUCGAGUGUCGUUGGUAUUCGUUGACAUGAUAUGUGUCGAUAUAAACACCUAAACAUUUUUCUGUCAUCAUGAGUAUCAAGUUGAUUUUGUAUCCUGGUGUAUAGCGUAGAGAUUUCUGUUGCGCACUCUGACGUAAAAUCAAACAAUGCCAUGCGCUCACAUUUUUAGAUAUAUAUCUAAAUAUAUGUAUUUGGUUUCACAUGUUUUGGUGCUUUUUUUUUAUAUGGUGGGGUUCUUAGGUUUCUUCCAUUUGAGUUUUUUUUUUAUCGAUGCUCUUUUCUGCCAUGUUGAACAAUGACAUCUGCUUUUAUUCAACAAAUACUGUGGAUUUUGUGUCAAAAUAAACGAUUACAA
Messenger RNA from Platichthys flesus (European flounder), 6913 nucleotides. RefSeq names its product proline-, glutamic acid- and leucine-rich protein 1-like. The record is from RefSeq and is a predicted model, not a curated record. NCBI's taxonomy places the organism in Eukaryota, Metazoa, Chordata, Actinopteri, Pleuronectiformes, Pleuronectidae. The transcript has 6 exons. Bases 326 to 1873 code for a protein of 515 amino acids.